Molecule: messenger RNA, 433 nt
Organism: Drosophila guanche
Lineage: Eukaryota; Metazoa; Arthropoda; Insecta; Diptera; Drosophilidae
Exons: 2
Coding region: 10-411 (133 amino acids)
Source: RefSeq, a predicted model, not a curated record
CAGCAACAAAUGACAAAUUCCACAUCAAAUCCUUGUCAAAAUGUGUUCGUUCCCUCUCAUGUCAGCACUUUUCCUACUACAAUAAUAAUAAUGUGCCUUUUGUUGCCCCUCUGCAAGUGCUCAACGCUCAGAGUCUGCCUCUUGUGGGCUUGCUGGAACAUCAUUUUCGGACUGCUUCUGAUUGAUCAAGUCUUGGGCCUGGUUAGGGCACAACAACUGGCAGCGACAAUCAAGAUAAUCGGCUGCCUCUCCGGCGCGGGUUUCACGCUCUCCGGCCUCAUGCUGCUCGCCGGCAUUCUGAUUGCCUCGCCACAGACUUCGCGCUGUUUGCUUUGCUCUUCGAUAGUUGUCUGUGGCCUGAGCACACUCGUCAUACACUGGCUGAUCCUGCCACUGGGUAAGUAUUUCUGAAUAUUAUUUGAGGCUCACAAUA